UAAGAAGAAGAUAUUAAAGGUUAUAUUUUUGAGGUUAGUGUAGUAAGUUAAGUGCUUUUUGGUUAAAUUUUAAAUUUAUUUCAGUUUUGGAGAUCGGUUUAUGGUUUAUUCUCUAUGUAUAUAGUACAAGUUUGGUUUCUGUAGUACCAUUAUCCAUUCAGUCUUUAAAGAGACUGACGUAUUUACCUUAAUGUUGUUCUGAAUAGUACUAAAACCUAAAACUGUAGUUCUUAAAUAUGCCUCAAAGUCAUGCUAGUAAGGAUUGUGAUAUGGACCAAGAAAAAGUGAAAAAGCCUAGGUUAUUUUCUGGAAGAACAUUCAGAAAACAACUGAAUCAGGAAAAUGGUUUGGAAGCUAUCAAGCAAUUUUUGGGUGCCCUGAGUAAAUCAGAAGAACAUGAUUAUGUGCUCGAGUAUUUGGAGAGCGGUGGUAGCUGUCUCGAACUACUACAAAUUCUUGAGUUGGAUUCUACGAUACCUCCUUCAUUAGUUUUUGAACUAGUAACUCAUGUUCUAUUGAGGAUAGAAGCGAGUUUUCCGCAAUACCAGAGCCUGGCAUUCGAGGCAUGCCGAUACAUUCUGAAUAACUAUGUAACACUUCUAAACAAAAUGAUGAACUUGAGUUCAACAACUCCUGAAAGAAAAGCAUCCUUGAAGCUUCUCACAGCUAUGGUAACAUUAUCUCCAACUCUCGCAAAAGAUGUUUUGAUACACGUCAAUUUUCACAGUACCACAGUUGAGCUUCUUACAAAACACACAGGAGAGAAGGAUAGUGUUCGGGAUCAUUUCAUGAAAUUUGUGACAGCUUACCUGGUGGACGGUCAGUAUCCAGCAUUAUCAAUCUUACUAGAGAAGAAGGGUUUCAUCAAAAGUGUAGUCAGUGGAUUAUUGUCUGAUUCUGCUGAUACAUUAUGUUUGGUGAUAUCCGCGAUGAAAAACCACAUAUUGGAGAAUCCAUCUGUUUCAAAAACAACUAAAAUGAAGACAUUCAAUACACUAGUCGUGAAGGAUAUAGUCAAUUUAUACAAUUGGAAAGGACCUCAGUCAGGAAAGACACACAAGACCAAUAAAAACCCAGUAGUUACGGUGGAUGAGUUUGAGAAAUCUAAAGUAAGUGAAUGUGUUCAUGAUUUCUUACUGGUUCUCUGUACGUCUCAUAAAUACGGAGUUAUUUUCAAAGAUCAGUUAGUCGGUACUGGAAAAAAGAACCAAAAUGCUUUGAUGUAUACGGUUUUGGAGAGUCUCGAUAGGCCUUGGGAACACUCAUAUGCAUCUGAAUUAGUAACAAAAAUUUGUGGAGCUUGUCCAGAUUUAGUAAGAACAAUGUGGGGUAAUCUGAAGCCUUUUUUAGAGCCAAGAAUGUCCCAAAAAUGGUUGAACGCUUUAAAGUUUUCCAAAAAUCUCAUCCUAGAACUGAAACCGACCUGUAUAGACUAUUGUGCCGAAAACCUCAGUGUGAUGCAGCUCUUUCAGAUUGUGACGUGCUUGGUAUCUCCUCUCCCAAUUAUAAAGAUGAUCGUUCCUGAAAAUAAUAAUUUCGAGAGUUGUUCUGUUAAACAAAAUGUUCUAUCAUUACUUUCGGAAAUGCUCAGAUCGGUGGAAAGCUAUAUGGAACAUUUCCAAAAACUUCUCAGUGCAGAAGAUUAUAAAAAAUUAAAAUUCAAUUUUUCCAUAUACAUAUCGAAACAUUUCCCAGGUGGAGUAGACGUAUUAAAAGAUUGGGAAAUAGUUGAGUCACCUGCAGCAUCAAAGAUGGAGCUUCUGGAGGUUAUUUUCGAUAUAUUUGAUAGUUAUAAAAAUUUAAGCCCUGCGUUGUUGGAUAGUUUACAUUCUGAAAAUAUUGAUUUAUCGAAACUAUUGAAAAGAUUGGACAAACUCUCCGAUGAAUCAGAAAAUUCAACGUUACGAGUAAAAAUGAUCAAUACAUUUAUUGACCUUGACAGCUCAAAAUUCUCUAUAGAGUCUAAAUUAUUUUCAGUUGUCGUACCCCUACUUUUGAAAUAUUAUUAUCACGAUACUAAUUCGAAUGCUCUGACAGUUUUGAAUAAAUUGUUUAAGAGUACAGGAAUUUUUGAUGGGUGUUUAUACGAAAUCAACAUUUGGAUAAAUGCAGUAUCAAAUUUGAAAGACUUCGAUGAAACUCUUCCUAAAAACCUUGUAGCUAUUUUGAAAUUAACUAGCCUCAAUAUCUCAAAAUAUAUACAGGAGAUUUCUUCAAUGCAAUCGGAAAACUCUAGAACCAGAGAUUAUUCAGCCAUUAUACAAAAUCUGUUGGAUAUCAACAUGGCAUCAGGCAACAAAAAGGUAUUGAUCAGGCACAGAUAUUUGAGCCCGAUGAUUCUCGGUUUAUGUGAAUAUUUUUCACAAAUAGAGGUAACCAAAUCACUGAAAAUAUAUUCAAGUUUUGUGUUGAUGAAUCUGCUACAUAUGCAGACUCAAAUUGAAUCAAUAGUUCAAAUAAUCUGUAGAAAUGAUUUUUCUCCUAAGAGUUUGAAAGAUUAUGCCUCUUGUUGGCUUGAAUGCCAGAAUGUUCAGAGUUUGAAAAAACUCAAAGGAAAAUCUGAUAUAUUUGAACGGUUCAGCGAAGAGAUGUUGUUUGGGAAAAUGGAUGAUUUUUUGAAGGGUAUAGAAACAGACCAAUAUUCAGACUUACUAUUGAAUUUGUUAGACGCUUGUAUGUUUUAUUUUUGUAAUUUAUCAAUUAACAAUUCUCUGACUAACGAUACAUUCGAGAACCACCAGAAAUUUGUCAAGUAUGUCAUUAAUAAACAGGCUAUGACUGAUAUUUUUCUCGAAAGGCUUCUGGGCCACCCAAUUUUAUUGUAUAAUGUUUCUUUUCUCUCUUUGGAUGAUGCAAUACCUGCAAACUUCAUUACUAAAUUUAUAGUCAUUAUAUUUAAGUAUUUGUUGGAAGUAGGUUGCACCCUUGGUGGUUACCUAGAAGUUUAUAGGGAAAAGUUACUCAGUUCAAUUUUGAAAAUAUUCAAAAAACCUCAUAAAUAUAAUCAUAUAUCAUCGAAUUUCAGAGAGGUAUUACAACUUCUCGGUUUGGACUACUAUGAUUGUUAUGUUAUACUUUCUAAUUUAUCGACUUCUUUCGAAAAGUAUCAGAACUGUCGUAUAGUAUUAGAUAUUCUGACUUACACUCUGAAUAAAAUUUCUACCGCUUGUAAAAGAAAUUCUGAUUUGAAGCCGUUACAUGAAGAUAUUAUUGAAAAUUUGACGUCACAUUUUGUUGGUUCAAUAAAACAUCAGGAAACUGAAUUAUCUGAUUUAUCAUUAGCUUUUCUGAAGUAUUUCAAAAUGUUUCCUCAUAAUGUGAAGAAUAUCAACCCACAACUGUUUGCAAGCAUUGUUCAGUUGAAGGAUUUCAAUAGAGAUAAUGUCGCACUCGCCACUUUUCUGUUGGAGCGAAAUAACAGUAACUUUGCUUAUGUGAUAGAUAAUUUGGAUUCCCUUUGUGAAAAAAAAGGAAUAUUUCUACCGUUUCUGAAAGUAUUAGUGGGGAAAGAAAUAGAUGAAGAGAAAAUUGAAUAUAUAUUUGAGAAACUUGAACCAUCUCUGAACAAGGUUUUACAAAAGCCUCAGAAGGCAGGUCAACAUUUUCAUCAUCAUUACGAAGGGCUUAUGGUUUUGAUAAAGAAAUGUAUGCCGAUUGACAAAUGCAAAAUUAUUUUUGGGAAAGUACAAAAAUAUGAAGUUUCUGAAAUAUUUCAUGCCAAUUUACUCAGCGCUGUUUGCAAUAAAGCUCUGAGUGGUGGUAUUGAUAGUAAAAAUGUCAACAGUAUAAUCAUGACAUACGUGCAUUUACAACUCAAUUUGUUCAAGAGGAAUUUGAAAGUGGAAGAGGAUAUUCCCAAAGUACAGGGCAUAUCCUCAUUAUUCAACGAUAUAUUGCAUAACUUGAAACCAAUUAUAGUAGACAAAGAUAUGAAAAGUACGUCCAAAAGUGAAUCUGUUCAACUGUACUGCAAGUACUGUUUGAAAUUCGGAGUGGCCGGUCAUUCCAUAUUUCUGAAGACUCUGACUAGUUUACUAGAUGUCUUGGGCAGUUUUCUGGAAGAAGAGGAUGGCAAAUUCAUCAUGGAAAUGUUAGUUUCACAUUCGGAAUUUUUGGAGGUUGUUCUAGGAGAAGAUUCCGAAGUUAAACAUGAAAUACUAUCGUUGUUUUUGGUUUUAUGCCAAAAUUGGGACACAUUGAUGCAGAGAAAUCAUAUUCCUGUACUGUUAUCCAGCUACCGAGCUACCACUAACAAUUGCGAUAAGGUGAUAUUGAAGCUUUUGAAGAUGUAUGAAUCGAAACCAGAGCAGACACAUUUCUAUGAUUUCAAACCAUUCUUGUGGGGUAGAGUAGCUGCCAAUCAUUAUUCUGUCAGACGUCAAAUCGAAAACUCAUUAUGGAGACAACCCAGAAUGGGAGAUGUUCUUGAUAUACUGCAGGAGGACUAUGUUCUCUCCACAUUAGUGAAUUAUCCAUUGAAAGAACACUUAAUCACCGAUGAUACAAAUGUUUCGAAUCAAACUACAAAUAAAUGCUACGAUUUGAUGUUCCUCUUGCCACUUUUUAGUCAACUCUUGGCACCAGAGCAGCAGGUUCAGACAUAUAAAUUUACUAGAUCAGGUGCGUUAAGUCUUACAGUGGUAGGCUUGAGUAGUGAGGAUGAAGAAGUGAGGAAAGCAGCUUGUCAUGUUUUGGCCAGAUUUCAUUAUCAUGUAGAUGCAAGACAAAGCGGUAAAGAUAACUUACUCUGGAUUCGAUAUGUGGAAGCUGUUUGCAAAGGUACAGCAAUCCUCCCUAACUUCAAACUGAACAAUUUUGCAGCGAUUUAUUUGGCAAGGAUGGCUCUUCUGUUGACUCAACCCAACCAUGUCAUGUACUUGCCCCUCUCACAGCACCUUACUGCAAAAUCAGCUUUAGAUUUCAGUACCGUACCUGAACUGUAUACAUUUUUACAUAGCUGUGACGUAAACUACAGAGACCAUCGACGCUUUACUUUGGAGUUACUGAAAGACGGCUUGCGAACUGAAAAAGAUCUGGUUGAUUUCAUGAAAUCAAUGGCUUUCAAAUUAGUUUCUGAACUUUUCUCCAGCUCAGCUUCAGAUUUAGAAACAAAGCUAAUGAUUUUAGAUGUAAUGUUGGUUGUUUGUAGAAUUCCUCUUGGUGUGAAAAUACUGUGUGAAGGUCAUUCUUUUUUAACGCAGAUCUAUAACUUAGUUUGUAUAAUUUCAGAGAGUAAAAUGCAGGAUCUGCACCGAAUACUUUUAGAAAAAAUUCAUCACAUUCUUAUUAGCAUUCUAAGAGUAAUGGAAGAUAAACACACAAACUUAAUGAUUUUCAAUAUUUUGAGAAUCAUUCCUGGUAACAACUCAUUUGAAAUGUUAACGAAAGAUUCCGAGAAGUUAUAUUUUGAAAUGAUAUACAUUAUAGAGAAUAGGUUUCCCAAAUUUAUAUCUAAAACAUAUGUUGAUAGCGUCGUCAGUAUAAGCAAAGAUUCAUUUUCUAGGUAUUUGAUCGACUAUGGUUGUGAAUUUAUAAAUGUUGAAGACCUAGAAUCAAAUUGUGAAUAUUUUUACUUGAGACGAAUAGUGUUGGACUUUAUAAAAAAUCGUUAAUAUCAAAUGAAUAAUAGUGGAUGGUAGAUCGAAAUUGUUAAUACUAUUUUUCUUGUGAAAAGGAAAGAUUACUGAUGAUAAGAAGUGGUCAGUUGACUCCAGAGAAUAUGUACAGUUUUUAAUGAUGAAGUGUUUCGUGUUAUUCUGGAACAUUAUGAUUUGUUGAUUACACCAUUCAAUAUUUUGAAAUAUAACAGAUUAUAUGUACAAUCUUAUCCUGUAUUGAAUAAUUUUAUACCUAUCCUUAUGUCCUUAAGGAACUAUUGUUAUUAAACUUUUAUAAAAUUGAGAAUUGAAGUUGUGCCUAUACUUUUUUUAUCGUUUCAUUCGUGAAAUAUAUUUUUGUUAUA
Molecule: messenger RNA, 5962 nt
Organism: Leptinotarsa decemlineata (Colorado potato beetle)
Lineage: Eukaryota; Metazoa; Arthropoda; Insecta; Coleoptera; Chrysomelidae
Product: nucleolar pre-ribosomal-associated protein 1
Biological process (GO): maturation of LSU-rRNA from tricistronic rRNA transcript (SSU-rRNA, 5.8S rRNA, LSU-rRNA); maturation of 5.8S rRNA from tricistronic rRNA transcript (SSU-rRNA, 5.8S rRNA, LSU-rRNA)
Cellular component (GO): nucleolus
Source: RefSeq, a predicted model, not a curated record